Molecule: messenger RNA, 2994 nt
Organism: Salvelinus namaycush (lake trout)
Lineage: Eukaryota; Metazoa; Chordata; Actinopteri; Salmoniformes; Salmonidae
Product: kelch-like protein 3
Exons: 14
Coding region: 1131-2909 (592 amino acids)
Molecular function (GO): protein binding
Source: RefSeq, a predicted model, not a curated record
GUCUGAAUACUUUCAGAAUGCACUGUAUAUCAAUAUUCUAAAGUUGAUAUGAUGAAUAUUGAUAUUAUUAGCUAUAAAGUUACCUCAUGAAUGCCUACUUUGUAACCGACUGUCCCAACGACGUCUCUUGGGUGGAUUCUUCUUCUCACUCGACACUCCGUAACCUAGCAACGCGGGAGCAAGUGGAACCAAGAUGUUUCUCUCGGUGGAACAAAGCUUUGCCGAUUGAAAUGUGGCCGGAUGAAGCAGCAGUGGUGACAGGGGAAACAUUCUUCCUUAAUCAGUUCUCAGAAAAUACAUGUUGUAAUAGUUUAAGGUAAAAAGGAAAGAAGCAGUAACCAUGGGAAGAUGCUUGCUUAUUAUUAGCUAGGUUUAUUUGUCAGCUAAUGAAUGAGUCAAUAUUCGAUUAUAAGCAAUUUCAUGCUAGUGUUGUGUUGGACUUAGUUUGGACGAUACAUUUUGUGCAUGGGCCCGUAGCCAUCCCCUGUACUUAUGCAGCACAUCUGAUAUCAUGGAUUGUAUAACCUUGGGGUAAGUUGACAUAAUAGUCGGGAUGAAAGUGUACGCUUCCGAUGAAUUCAGUACAGCUGUUGUCGGAUUACUUUCUCCAUAAUUUGGAGAGAUUUGGCAUUUUCUAUGAUAGCUGGAUGAUUUGCUAGUUUAGCUAACUAACGUUACUGUACUGCCUCGUUGGUUUGUCAAUGUAGUUCUAGUAUUAGCAAUCUAAACGAACAGCGUGAGUAAAAGGUAGCCCAAGACAACUGUAUGUUACCGUACUUUGUUAGUAGGUUCGUCAAUAAGAGUGGCACAUACUUAUUGUAACGUGGUUCUAGUAACCAAGUAACGUUACUAGCUAGCGAAAGAGCUGACAAAUUACUAGCUACGAACAUCAGCUGCUAAAUUACUGUGUUAGCCAGCUAGCGACUGUAGCUACUGUUGAAGCAUACAUUACAAUACUUUAUUGUAAUUUAAAAUGCGUGUUCAGUUAUUUUGAGCAACACGAAUUUAUCUCUAGCAUUGUCUUUGGAAUGACAGUGGGAUUUUGUUAAUACCAUUUUUGUACAAAUCAAAGGGCUGGGGUUAUUAUGCAUGAGGUUAAUGAUCUUUAGUUAUCUUGGGUAGGCCUAUUAAUGUCCAGUUUUUUAUCCUUGACCAGUCGAGAAUCUAAUGACCAGCAGCCGACCUGUGACCCCGAGGAAGAUGCCAUGGAUGUGGGGAUGCACACCUUCAACCACACCCAUAUGAGAAAGGCAUUUCAGCUGAUGAAUGACAUGAGGUGUAAGAAUAUGCUGUGCGACGUUCUGUUGGUGGCGGGAAAUGUAGAGGUGACAGCUCACAAGUUGGUGCUAGCCUCCUGCAGCCCCUACUUCUGUGCCAUGUUCACAGGGGACAUGAGUGAGAGCAAAGCCCAGCAGGUGGAGAUCAGGGAUGUGGAUGGCCAAACACUAAAAAAACUGGUGGACUAUAUCUAUACAGCUAUAAUUGAAGUAACGGAGGACAACGUUCAGGUGCUCCUGCCUGCAGCCAGCCUCCUGCAGCUGAUGGACGUGAGGCAGGUGUGCUGCGAGUUCCUGCAGAGCCAGCUGCACCCCACCAACUGUCUGGGCAUUCGAGCCUUCGCCGACCUCCACACCUGCACACAGCUCCUCAACCAGUCCCAUGCCUACUCUGAGCAGCAUUUUUCCGAGGUGAUGCUGGGAGAGGAGUUCAUGGGCCUGUCUCUGCAGCAUGUGUGCGGUCUCAUAUCCAGCGACAAACUCACCGUGUCCACAGAGGAGAAGGUAUUUGAGGCCAUUGUUGCAUGGAUAAAGCACGACAAGGAUUCUCGUCUGGAGCACAUGCCAAAGCUGAUGGAGCACGUUCGUCUGCCACUACUGUCCAGAGAUUACCUAGUACAGAUAGUGGAGAAGGAGGCCAUGAUCAAGAACAACAACUCCUGUAAGGACUUCCUGAUCGAGGCCAUGAAGUACCACCUCCUACCCGCUGACCAACGCCACCUCAUCAAGACCGACCGGACACGCCCACGCACGCCUAUCAGCCUGCCCAAGGUGAUGAUAGUGGUGGGUGGGCAGGCUCCUAAGGCCAUCCGUAGUGUGGAGUGCUAUGACUUCCAGGAGGACCGCUGGUACCAGGUGGCUGACCUGCCGUCCAGACGCUGUCGAGCAGGUGUGGUGUUCAUGGCAGGGAGGGUGUACGCUGUGGGAGGCUUCAACGGCUCGUUGCGAGUCAGGACGGUGGACAUGUACGACGGGAUGAGAGACCAGUGGACCACAGUUCCCAGCAUGCAAGAGCGGCGCAGCACUCUGGGGGCAGCCGUGUUGGGGGACCUGCUCUACGCUGUGGGGGGUUUCGACGGGAGCACAGGCCUGUCGUCAGUGGAGGCCUACAGCUAUAAGACCAACGAGUGGAUGUUUGUUGCUCCCAUGAACACGAGACGCAGUAGUGUCGGAGUGGGAGGGGUGGACGGGAAGCUGUAUGCGGUGGGUGGCUACGACGGGGCGUCACGGCAGUGUCUCAGCACGGUGGAGGAGUACAACCCAGUCAGUAACCAGUGGGGCUACAUGGCUGACAUGAGCACCAGACGCAGCGGAGCAGGUGUUGGGGUGCUAAGUGGGCAGCUGUAUGCAGCAGGGGGUCAUGAUGGGCCCCUGGUGAGGAAGAGUGUGGAGGUGUACGACCCACCUAGUAACACCUGGAGACAGGUGUGUGACAUGAACAUGUGUCGGAGGAACGCUGGUGUGUGUGCUAUAAACGGACUGCUGUAUGUGAUUGGAGGAGACGACGGCUCGUGUAACCUCUCCUCAGUGGAGUAUUACAACCCUGCCACAGACAAGUGGAGCCUCAUCCCCACCAACAUGAGCAACGGCCGAAGCUAUGCAGGUGUAUCCGUUAUAGACAAGCCUUUAUGACUAUCAGGCCCCGACGGCAGCAGGACCCCACAGCAACAGGUAGCAAUCAAAGGAAGCCACACAGACGUCUGAUUUCACAGUCAAC